Molecule: messenger RNA, 552 nt
Organism: Plasmodium gonderi
Lineage: Eukaryota; Apicomplexa; Aconoidasida; Haemosporida; Plasmodiidae
Exons: 1
Coding region: 1-552 (183 amino acids)
Source: RefSeq, a predicted model, not a curated record
AUGAAGAAAAAAAUAGAAAACUGUAAAAAAUUAUCCGAAAAAUGCAAUAGGAGAACACGUCAAUCGGUAUAUAUUAAGAGAGCUAUAUUAUUUAUACAUAAUAUAGAUAUCUGUUUGAAAACUUCCAUAAAAUGGAAAAAACAUAAUAAUUAUUCUAUAUACGCAAUGUUAUAUAAGUUAUUUAAUAUAUCCCUCAAUAUUUCCUAUAAUGUCAGGUUGCAAAAAUGUGUAAAAUUAAUAGGUAUAUAUCAGUUAUUUAUAAUACGAUUUAUUGUUGCAAUGGAAAAACAACAACAGAGUGAUGAACUUUUCCCCCAAACAUACCUAAAAUUAAAUGAAAGUAGUGCUAAUCAAGAAGUAUUAAAACUUUUGGAUCUAAUUAAUGUCAAAUUAAUUCCAUUUUGCAGACAUAUUAUACCAUGUGAGUAUUGUAAAAAAUAUUAUAUAGCAACGGUAAUUUCAAUUGUUACCUUUAUUUUCGUGAUCUUAUUUUUUCAAUACAUAUGUAUUAAGUUAAAUUGCAAUUCGUUUAAAGGGAAAAAUAUGAUAUAA